Cryptomeria japonica (Japanese cedar) is the source of this 4179-nucleotide messenger RNA. RefSeq lists its product as uncharacterized. Gene Ontology annotation, molecular function: protein binding. The transcript has 4 exons. NCBI's taxonomy places the organism in Eukaryota, Viridiplantae, Streptophyta, Pinopsida, Cupressales, Cupressaceae. Bases 1311 to 3563 code for a protein of 750 amino acids. The record is from RefSeq and is a predicted model, not a curated record.
CAAGUUGGCAUAUGACAAGUUUCUUCUGCCUUUUAGCCUUUGUGUAUUUUUUGAAGUGUUUUUUUUGUUAUCCAUCUCCACUCUUUUCUUACUAAUGUAAGGCUAAAUGGAACACACCAAUCCAGAGGAAAAAACAAGAUGAAGAUCAAAACAAGCCAAGAAAGGAAGAAGAAGACUAUGACGAGAGAACAGGGUAUUUAACUGUGCACGACAAAAACCCAAGAAGCAAAUGGGUAUCCAACGAACCCACUCCCACUACUUUUGAUUGUGACUGUCUGUCUGGGGCUCUGAGUCAGGGGUAUAUUUCCAUUGUCAAUGGAGCCGAGUAGGACAGGAACCAGGAAGUGAGGUGUGGGAACUACAAGGUACAUUACAUGGCACUACAUUUAGUGUUCUAUUCUUAUCCUCACAUAGUCACUUUCGCUUUUAUAAGCACUGGGUAUAUAUUUACUCUUUGUAAAAUAUCUUAGAGCAAUGCUUCUAUAGAUUCUCUUCGUAAUAGAGUUUGAGACCCCAUUGGAUUCCUGUACUUUGGCCUAUCACAAAAUGCCAAAUGAGUCGGCAUGUGGGUUGGCCCCUUGAAUGGUGCAUGGAGGUAAGGAGAUGGUUUGCAGCAUUUGUCCUUAAUGGACAGUGAUAGUUUAUGUAUGCAUGAAUUGCAGAGGGUGUCAUUUUUUGCUCAGCUGAUUAUUAGGCCAUGGAUGAUUGAGAUGAUUGCGAUCCUGACGUGUAUUGAUCCAAUCUUGUACCUGGGAUUUCGCACUUAGUUGUCAUGUCCAUUGACAGGGGAAGUUUUGGGCUUGUCUGCGAACCUCAGGUUCAUUACAGAGGAUGAGGUGGUUCUAAUUUUGGGACUGAGUUAACAGUUUUGCUUAUUUCAGAUGGGAGAUCAUACCCUUGUAUUUGCAUUCCAGGAAGCAUUUUUGGUUUGGGGAUCAUAGUCCUUGAUGCUUUCCGUGAUUGUUUUGUUGGUUCGGUGUCACUGGCUGCUGCAUUGUUGGCAACUGCUCUCUCAUUUGGAGAAAACGGAAAAGCAUUUUUUGGGUAGCAUUGAGGGUAUUGAAUUGAAAAUGAGUGGCUGGUCCAGCUUUAACUUUACAGUUCACUUUUUGUGUCUCGAUCCUGUGAUCUGCUUGCAGUACCGGGAUACAAACACUAUUCGACAGUGACUUCUGAAUGUACUGCUGAAUGGCUUGAGCCCGAAUUUAUAUUGGGCUAAUCUAUUUGACAGGAGAGGAAAUAUCACCGUGUCAUGUGUGCCUUAGGUACUGUAAGUUGUGGAUCAUUGGGGUUUUUAUUCAGAGUGCAGUAUGGUGAUGCUGAGACAGGUAGUUCCAUUCGAUAAUGAAUGUGCUGCUGUCUCUCAGAGGCUCAUAGAAGCUGCUCUUCAAGGUGACAUAGAUACUGUAGUUGAUUGCUUAGGUAAUGCUCUUGUAGAUGUGAAUUACAUUGGGACCGUUUCCCUACGAGUAAAGUGUACAGAAACUGUUCUUCAUGAAGAGGCACCGGAUGAAGUGAAAACUGGGUAUGAAGAGUUUAAAACUGAUGUCACUGCCCUCUUUGCAGCUGCUCACGCAGGUCAUGUUGACAUUACACGGAGACUUCUGUCAGCUGGUUCAGAUGUCAAUCAGAAGCUGUUUAGAGGCUAUGCAACAACUGCUGCUGCUCGAGAAGGCCACCAUCAACUACUAGGUCUCCUCCUUAAAGCAGGAGCCUCUCAACCAGCCUGUGAGGAUGCUCUAUUGGAAGCAUGUCUCUAUGGUCAGCCUAAAGCUGCUGAAUUAUUAAUCAGCUCUGAAAUGACCAGGCCAGAUGUUUCUGCACAUGCAUUAGUGUAUGCUAGCUGUCGUGGCUUCAUCGAUAUUGUUGCAAUAUUAAUCAAGAAUGGAGUUGAUAUAAAUUCAUGGGAUAGGGCACUGCUGCGUUCUGCCAAGCCUGCUUUAUAUGCAAAUGUGGACUGUACACCACUCAUUGCUGCCAUUGUCAGCCGGCAAGCUCCUGUUGUGAAGUAUUUGUUGGAGAUGGGGGCUAAGACAAAUUGUAAAUUUAGCCUUGGAGCUUGGUCGUGGGAUAGAGCAUCUGGUGAAGAGCUGCGUGUUGGGGCAAGUCUGGCAGAGCCCUAUAAUGAAGCAUGGUGUUCAGUUGAAUACUUUGAAGCAAAGGGAGAAAUUCUAAAGAUGUUGCUUGGAUACAUAUCCCCUGAUAGUGAGCAUCAUGGAAGAACACUUAUAUGUCAUGCAGUCCUUUGCCGUAACUCAGGUGCAAUUCGUGUGCUUUUAGAUGCUGGUGCAAAUGCCGAGUUUUGUGUAAGAACAAAUAAUGGACAUGAGUUUCGUCCUCUUCACAUGGCUGCUAGAAUGGGCUGUCUUGCUAUUGUAAGGCAGUUCAUAGAACAUGGAUGUGACCUGAAUGCAAGAACAGAAAUGGGCGAAACUGCAUUGAUGCUAUGUGCAAGAGCUAAUCAUCAUGAGUGUUUCAUGGAGCUACUGGUUGCAGGUGCUGAUCUUGGGCUAUUAAAUAGGGCAGGACAAAGUGCAGUGAGCAUAGCAGAAGACAGUGGGUUUGAGUCUUCUGUCCGUCAAGUUCUGUGUGCUACAAUAAAGGAAGGAAAGAAAAUAAAGUCAGGUGAUCUCCAGGUUUUCUCUUCUCUUCAUUUUGUUGCAAGAUUUGGUGAUGCUACGGUUCUUCGGAAACUUCUUGAACAGUCAGAUAUAAAUCUGGAUGAACAGGAUAGGUAUGGGUAUUCUGCAGCCAUGGUUGCUGCAAAAGAGGGACAUAUUGAGGCUUUCAAAGUUCUUAUAUUUGCAGGAGCUGAUGUGAAGUUGAAGAGUAAGAAGGGUGAAACAGUUUUUGUCUUAUCUCAACUCCAUGGAAGCAAAGACCAUUUAGAGAGAGUUCUCCUGGAUGCAGUUCUGGCAAAUAAGUUAAAGGAAGAUGAAUUUAAAGCUCUUCACUAUGUAGCUCGAAGGGGUAAUAUUGAGGCACUAGGGCAACUCUUGAAGAAGGGUUCUGCAAUUAAUGCCUUCGAUGAGGAUGGCUACACUCCUCUAAUGCUUGCUGCAAGAGAGGGACAUGCAGAUGCUUGCAAAAUUCUACUUCAACGAGGAUCUGAUUGUCAUCUGGUAAAUCCCAGAGGGGAAACAGCUUUGGCACUUGCUAGGAGAAAUAACUCAUCAAAAGUUGCAGAGGGUGUAAUAUUGGAUCAUCUGGCACGGAAGUUUGUUUUUGCAGGCGAACAACUCUGCAAGCACACAAAACGGGGUAAAGGUUCUCCUCAUAUGAAAAUGGUCCGAAUGCUUAAAUCUGGACUGCUUACAUGGGGCAAAUCCAGCAGAAGAAAUGUUGUUUGCAAAGAAGCAGGUGUAGGACCAAGUAUUGCAUUUCGCAAGAAUCGUUGCAAAGGUGAUGCAGAUAAACCACUUAUAUUUAGAAUUGUGACUAUCAAGGGAAGGGAGAUUCAUUUUGAGGCUGGAAGUGCUGCAAAUGUGGAACUUUGGGUACGUGGAAUCAAUUUAAUUGCAAAGGAAACGAGUACUUUGAAUGGUAAUGGAGCCAGGAAGUGAAGUUGUCAUGGGAAGGUACAUGAAGGACAUUGUUUUAAAGUCGUCAUAAUACUCUCAUUCAGCAUAUAAGGUGGAAAGUGAUGGCGAAUUUAAGUGAAAACUUUGCUUCUCAUUCCAUUGGCAUACAAGUGACAUUGCAAUUUUCAGAUGCUUUGACAUUCCUUGAGAGGUUCAAGGUAGCAUUCUAGAAUCUAAAUGUAGUUCCAAGUGUCCAAUUUAAGAAUGCAUUAAAGACUAAGCAUUCUCUAGGCUCCAAUAUGGUCAAUUGGGGAGGUCGCCAACUGUAAACCAUUUGAGAAAGCAUGGCAGUGCCAAGUUUUUCAUCCUUUUGAGAGGAAUAUAAAAAAAUGAUAGUGGGCAUAUAGAUGUAGUUAGUCCAAGUUAAUGCCUAAGUAAAUCAAACUGUCGAAGUUGAUCAUGUGGUCAAUUUUAGACUGAACCACCAAAAGCUCUGUGAAUAGUCUCUGGGACAUCUUAAAAAAAUGUAUGGACUGUAAUUUCUGUAUGGCAGCGCUCAAAAUGGCUAAAUAGGAUUUGAAAGUACAAUUCCAUGGCAUUGGAAGCUUAUUUCGUUUGAUAUGAGUUUUGCUCUUUGAGGUGUUAUACCUCCUGCUGA